This is a messenger RNA of Amoebophrya sp. A25, 1592 nucleotides long. NCBI's taxonomy places the organism in Eukaryota, Dinophyceae, Syndiniales, Amoebophryaceae. The record is from the annotation of a GenBank genome assembly.
GCCGAAUUGAUGGCGGUCAACAAUCACAAACGAGAAAGAGUGUUCCUGUAACGUGGAAUAGAUGUUUCGGCAGAAGAAGUUGUUGUAUCUACUAUAUAAUGUGAUGAUUGAUGAAGGAUGACGUUGAGUCGUCUAGAUCCACAAGUAGACUGUUGUUGCUUAUCAUGCACUUUGGUUGUUAAUCUAAAUUUUUGUCACUGAUAAUUAAGAAGAUAAUUAAAGAUGACAGUAGUACCGAAUUCUGGUGCUGCAGGUGGUGGCGAUCAUCCCGAACCCGCAAAUUUCAACGAAGCCCACCAAGAAGACCCUAAGAUUGCUGUACAGCCAGGACCAACUAUCAACGCAACUUCUUCAUCUAGUUCAACGCUUAUGGAGGUUGAACGAGAUCACAAGAACACGGAAUCCUCUCGACCAAUCGUCUUUCUGGACAUCACUUUAGGCGGAAAUGCAGCCGGAACCUUGGAGAUCGAGCUUUUUUCCGAUAUUGUUCCUAGAACAGCCGAGAACUUCCGCUGCCUCUGCACAGGAGAGCGUGGGGUUGGUCGGGUCUAUGGUCGUGGUCUGCACUACAUGAACUGCGCAUUUUUGAGGGUUUGUCCAAGAACCUUCUGCCAAACAGGGGAUAUAGUGGAGCACAACGGGACAGCUGGCGAGAGUAUCUAUGGGGAAUACUUUGCGGACGAAAAUUUUGAAUUGAAACACGAACGAGGCUCACUAAGUAUGGCGAAUUGCGGAAGGAAAGAUAGUAAUGGUACUAUCGCCUACUUGAGUGAAAAGGACAAGGAACGCUUAGUUGUAUAUACGCCCACAACUUUCUCAACAUCUGCUCCUCCUCGUCGUAGAAGUACAAAUAGAGAGAGAGUCCUCCUUUUUUUUCCCACUACAACAGCUGCAGCUCUACCGAUACCAUGGUACAAAUCUCAAAAUUCCACAGGUUCUCAAUUCUUCAUUUGUUUCGAUCGUCUUCCGGAUUUGGACGGCAAGUAUGUAGUUUUUGGAAAAGUAUUGCCUCACACGCUUGAGACCCUGGAGGCGAUACGGGAUACAGGUAGCGAAGUAGGACACACGAGUGAGCCGGCCGUAAUAUCGAUGUGUGGACAGCUUGCAUAGUUAGAGGUGGUUCCGAGAAUUUUUUCUUGGUAAAAAUGUGAAUUAUUUACUAAGCGGACUGCUACAACUGGUACUGACUUGAUUCAUUUUUUCACAGAACUCUGACUGUUUACAUCAUUUCUACUUUGAGAAUAUAGAAUCCAUCACACCCUUUAUUCCAUGAGGCAGAAGAGCGUUUCCUCGUCUUUGCGUGCACAUGACUGCACUGGUAGUUGUUCCAGUCAUUUUCCUUGUUCCGUGGAGAGCACUAGCAUCCCGAUAGUGCUGUAUCUAUACAUUUAAAAAUGGAUUAGAUGAAGCUACGGCAGCUUACAUGAUCAAGGAAUAACGAUGACAAUGAACCUUCUCCACAUGAAUAAUCAAUUCUUUUUUUUGUAGGCUCCUGUGGAUCUGCUUCCAUCUCUCGAGCCUGGGGUCGUAGGUUGUAGCUACAAGAACAUCUGGUACACGUGAACUCUUUCAUCAGCAGAGGAUGUCGUGAU